GGAAAUUUAUAGCCUGAGAUACAUAUAUUAGCAAAGAAAGGCUGAAUGUUAGUUACCGAAGUAUUAAUCUCAGAAGCUACAAAAUAAUUAACAAUUAAAGUAAAGGAAUGCUCCGGUGGCUCCCUGGGGACUGGAGUGUGUGUGAGGUAGGAGACAGACCCUCCAUAUGUGAAAGGAGCGUAUGCCUUAAGCAGACGGUCUGAGGGGUCAGGCUGCAGGAGUCUGCAGCUCAGCAACUGCCUUCCCUUUCACUGUCUGGGAAACUUUGGGUAAAUCUUUUCUCUUCUGUCUGUUUUCAUACCUAUAAUAUGGAAAGAAAGCUUCCACCUCCUGAGUUUGUUGUGAGUUUUGAACAAAUUACUCUCUGCAAGCAUUUAGAAAAGUUCUCAGCACCCAGUGGGCAUUGUCCUGAGUAUUUUGAUCAUCUGUGUUGCGGCAGGACCCAAGGUCAUGGGAUGACCAAGUUUUGAUCUUCCUGCAAACCCAGUUCCAAGGCUCCAGCCAUCCUGUGUCUCACUGAAGGUCUGUUGCCCAAUGGCCAUGCCCAAGAUCUGCCUGAGCCCAGUGCCCUGGGAACAGGAUGGCUUUCUCCUGGUGAAGAUGGAGGAGGAGGAGGAGGCCAGUCUCUCCCAGGUCCAGGAAUCUAGCUUUGGCCACACCGUCCACCCUGAGGCUGCACGCCUGCGCUUCCAGCACUUCUGCUUUGAGGAGGCGUCCAGCCCUCCCGAGGCACUGGCCGGGCUCCGGGAGCUCUGCCGCCAGUGGCUGCAGCCCGAGAUACACUCCAAGGAGCAGAUGCUGGAGCUGCUGGUGCUGGAGCAGUUCCUGGGCACGCGGCCCCCCGAGAUCCAGUCUUGGGUGGGCGCUCAGUGCCCCAAGAGUGGUGAGGGGGCUGCUGUGCUGGUGGAGGAUCUGACUCGGGCACUGGACAAGAGAGGCUGGGUGCUGGGAUCUGAGCUCACAGACACCAGCUGUAAGCAGAGCGGUUCGGAGGAGUCGGAGCCCUGGGACAGGGCUGCCGAAACCCUGGGAGGAGGGACUCCCCCGCGAGCCACCUUUGGUGGUGACUGUGAAUCCCAGGGUGGCCCAGAGAGGCAGGCCAGCCUCUCAGGGGAAACGUGGGCCCAGUCUGCCCACCAGAUGGAUGUCAGGAAAACGUCAGGGCCUUACAAGGAGGGGCCCCCAGCCCAGCCCAGCUGUGAAGCUGGUGCCUUGGGGGACAGCCCCCACAUGCGGCCAGACCUCACCUCCCGAGAGAAGACUCCUUCUGAGGAGAGAUGGGAUCCACCGGAUGGCUGUGGGACAGAGCCUCCAGGCACGUGCUCAGGGAGGAAGCCCCCCCCCCCGUGUGGAGAGUGGGGGAAGACCCUCCAGAGCCCCUCGGAGGCCCACCAGAAGAGCCAGGCCCGCAGGACGCCCUACACGGGCAGCGAGUGUGGGAAAGCCUUCGGCUGGAGCGCGCACCUGGCCCAGCACUGGGGGGUGCACACGGGGGCCAAGCCCCACGCGUGCAUGGAGUGUGGCAAGGCCUUCGGUCGGCUCACCCACCUGAGCCAACACCGGAGGGUGCACACCGGUGAGAAGCCCUACGCCUGCGGAGAGUGCGGCAAGGCCUCCCGCCGCAGCACCCACCUCAGCCAGCGCGGGUGGACGCACACGGGCGAGCGGCCCUGCACGUGCGACGCGUGCGGCCAGGCCUUCAGCCAGAGCACGCAUCUGACCCAGCACCAGUGCGUGCACACAGCCGAGAAGCCUGAGGGCAGCGCCUGCGGCCGUGCCUUCAGCGACUGCGCCGCGGUGCGGCACCUGCGGGCGCGCUGCGAGAAGCCCUGCCAGGGCCGGGAGGGCCGCAAGGCCUUGGCGCAGAGCUCCUCCCUCCUGGGGCCACGCAUGCACACCGGCGAGCCCUGCCGGUGCAACGGCGGCGGGAAGGCCUUCAGCCGCAGCUCGGCCCGCCUGGGUCACCUGCGCCUCCACGCCAGCGUCCUCCAGUGACCGGCGCGCCUCCCGCCGCGUCGCAGCGCUGGCGAGGAACCUGAAUUCCAGAAGAGCCAGGACAGCUGGACUGGGGACUGGUGCGUCCCUGAAACGACAGGGGCUUCCGGGCAGAAUGUGGGGCUGCUGGGGGACAGCGCUUCCUUCAGGGCUGUGGAAGGAGGCUCUCCAGGCCAGCCCGCGAAGCUCCCAGAAGCCCCCGGCCGCCCUCCGCUGCCCACUCAGGGCCAUCUCAGGACAGCUGAAUCCGAGGGGGGAGCUGGUCCUUGAGGCCAGGACUCAGGGGCCCCCAGGUGCUCAGGCGGGAGGCUCGCCUUCACACGCCCGCGUGGCUGCCCGCCUUGCCCGCCCCUCUCCUGUGUAACUGGGGCCUGCCCGCGCCCACCUACCUCUUCACACACACUGUUCUCUCCGCCUGCUCCAGCCCAACUCCGAGGCCAGCCUGGGGGCUGCCUUUUCCACGAGGCCCUCUCCGACCCUCAGCCUCUCUGGCACUUUCCCUGUCCUGAGGGGGCUCUUGUCCCUGCACAGCAUCCAUUUCUCCCUGCCCACUCCGAGCACGGCCCACCCGACGUCAGGCUGUUGAUUUUACCUCCACUACUCCACCUUCACCGUCAUCACCGCCUGCAGGCCCACAUCCCCUGUCCCGGGGAUUCCAGCAGGGGGUCUCCCUCCUGACACCUUCCUGCCUUCAUCACACACACAUACACCACAUGCAUACACACACAGCGCAUGCAUGUAUCACACACACCACAUGCACACACACCACACACACACACAC
This is a messenger RNA of Capra hircus (goat), 2776 nucleotides long. RefSeq names its product zinc finger and SCAN domain containing 22 (gene ZSCAN22). NCBI's taxonomy places the organism in Eukaryota, Metazoa, Chordata, Mammalia, Artiodactyla, Bovidae. Gene Ontology annotation, biological process: regulation of transcription by RNA polymerase II. Gene Ontology annotation, molecular function: RNA polymerase II cis-regulatory region sequence-specific DNA binding; DNA-binding transcription factor activity, RNA polymerase II-specific. The record is from RefSeq and is a predicted model, not a curated record.